GGGUGGGGCCCGCGGGGUGAGGGGUCGGUAAAUAUUGGUGACGUCACACCGCCAAGAUGGCGGAGGGGGAGGACGGGGGCUGGUGGCGGAGCUGGCUCCAGCAGAGCUACCAGGCCGUCAAGGAGAAGUCCACAGAGGCUUUGGAGUUCAUGAAGCGGGACCUGGCUGAGUUCACCCAGGUGGUGCAGCACGACACCGCCUGCACCAUCGCCGCCACGGCCAGCGUGGUCAAGGACAAGCUGGCAAGGGCUGAAGUCUCCUCAGGUGCCACUGAGAAGGUGAGGAAGGGGCUGUCUGACUUCCUGGGGGUCAUCUCGGACACCUUUGCCCCCUCACCGGACAAGACCAUUGACUGUGACGUUAUCACGCUGAUGGCGACGCCCUCGGGUACCACGGAGCCCUACGACAGUGCCAAGGCUCGUCUCUACAGCCUCCAGUCCGACCCAGCCACCUACUGCAACGAGCCCGACGGCCCUGCUGAGCUGCUCGAGGCCUGGCUCGCUCAGUUCAGCCUGGAGGAGAAGAAAGGGGAGAUUGCUGAGCUGCUGGCAACCAGCCCUUCCAUCAGGGCACUCUACACCAAAAUGGUCCCUGUGGCUGUUUCCCACUUGGAGUUCUGGCAGCGCUACUUCUACAAACUGCAUCGCCUGGAGCAGGAUGAAGCCCGGAGGGAGGCUCUGAAGCAGCGAGCGGAGCAGAGCAUGCAGCAAGAGGAGCCAGGCUGGGAGGAGGAUGAAGAUGAGUUCUUGGGGAUGUCCCCCCUGCCUUGCGCAAACAUCACAUUUCCAGGGGCAGCACAGAAGGAGCCUGGCCCGGCGGGAGCGCACCCCGCGGCUGCCGGGGGCCCCUCCGGGGAGAGCGGGGCUGUGCCGCCCGCAGAGCCGCUCCCAGCCGAGCCCAGCCCCUCGGAGAGCAGCGAGAGCGCGUCCCUUGUCACUCAGAUUGCCAACCCCGCCCCUGUGCCUGCCGCCCAGCUACAGACUGCAGCUCCAGCCCUGGGCGCCGAGGACCUCUCCCAGAGGUUGGUGGAGGCCACCUUGGAAGAGCAGAGCUCCCCGCCGAAGCCCCCAGAAGCUGCUCAGCCUUCUGCGCCUGCCGAGGAAUCGGCGGCUGGAACGGAGAUCAGAGAGCUGGAGAGCAAAGGCCAGGCCAGGACAGAGACUGUGAGAGAGGAAGGGCCCACAGAUCUGCGAGUCUUCGAGCUCAACUCGGACAGCGGCAAAUCCACGCCCUCCAACAACGGCAAGAAAGGCUCCAGCACGGAUAUCAGCGAGGACUGGGAAAAGGACUUUGAUCUGGACAUGACGGAAGAGGAGGUGCAGCUGGCGCUCUCCAAGGUGGAAAUGUCUGGGGAGCUGGAAGAUGAAGAGUGGGAAGACUGGGAAUAAAGCAGCUGCUUCCAGUGUGUGUCACAGGCUCAUUUCCACCAUCGAAUGUGAAUUCAAUCACGGACCGGCUUUUCCUUUGUGUGUGACUGUGCUGGGGGUUGCAGUUCCAGGCUGGAGGAGUUCCAUUCCUGCUAAAACCUGUGGGCAACUCAAGUGACCCCUUCAGAUCCUGGAGGAGGAAGCAGGAGGUCACUGGCACGCAGGAGCCCGGCUUCUGCGCAGGUCCUAGAGACUGGCCAAGCCAAAACUGACCCUGACGUGUCGGGAAGAGGCAGAGUGAGGGGUCCCUGGGGCCAGCUGGGCACUCGGAGCCCUGCCAGGUGUGCUGGGUGCUGCCAGGCUGCCAGCUGGCUCCUUCCUUGCUUGUGUGUGCACGUGUGACCUACGGCUGAGAGGCUCCUGGAUGUGCUCCGCUCGCUGCUCCGCAGUUCCCACCCGGGGAGGGCCCGAGGGCUGGAGGUGCUGCACAAAAAGGCGCUUGGCUCGUGGCUUUGAUCCUGGAAGGAGCCAAACCCCCUGCCAAACCCCGAGCUUCUGCCUGGCUUUUUGUCUUGGAAGCUUUUUUCUCGUGGAAACUCCCGUUUCCAGCAGUUCCUCAAAGAGCCAAGGCCUGCUGCUCCCCUCGCCUUUGCAGCUGCACCGCCUUCCUGCGCUGGGUUUUGUGUCUUUCUAGUUAAAUUCUCCAAGCAAAAUCCUGGUGGCUUGCUCUUACUGGAGCCCUGCUGGGCUGGCAGUGCUUUGGGUCUCCUGGGAACAGAACCCCUCGUGUUGGUGCCCAGCUCAGCCCUUGCAAAGGCCCAGCCCGACCCACUUCAACCUCUGUUUGUCCACCCUGGGGAGAGAAGCUCCCAGCUGCGGGUGGUCCCUGCUGGCUGAGGCUGUGUCCCCAUCUGAGCCCUGUGCCAGCCGUGCCAGGCCCUGCAGCCACCACGAGCUUCGCUGUGCUCGCUUGGCUUCCCUCACCUCAGCCCCUGACUGCUGGCAGCGCUCCCUGCGGCCCCCCGCCUCUCCCUGGGGCAGCUCCUUGUCACCGCUCGAGGUGUUGCUGCUGCACAGUCACCCCAAGGGGACACUGCCCUCCCUGGGGUGACGCUUUCUGCCUUUGUCCUGUCCCCGGGGCUGGGGGUUUCCUGCACUAAACGAGGCGCACUUGGAAGAGUUGGGGUUUUGGGGUUGGGUUUUCCUCUUUUGGGGUGACUCCUGGUGCCACCCCUGCCCUGCCAAAGCCCUGGGGACGGCUCUGCUCCUGCCUGGGGUGGGUCCAGCAGAGCCUCACCUUGUCCUGGCUCGGUUUACGGUGGGCAGGGGACACAGGGGACACCGGUGGGGACCUGGGGCUGGCCUGAGUCCCAGCUGAUCCCACAGCAGAGCUCGAGGGUGCAGCAUCUGUGUCACUUUCUUUUCUUCUUUAGUCGAAUUAACCGUUGGGUUGGUUGUGCAAUAUUCUCUGUUCUUGAACUAUUCCGCAUCCCCCUGAGCCUUUUCUAGCUGGGGUGACAAACCAGGAACAAUUCUAACAGCUGGUAGUUUUGUAACGAUGACUUUCUCCAAACCUUUUACAGACUUGCAGUUAACAGCGAUUAAAGUUCUCAGAGUCUC
Hirundo rustica (Barn swallow) is the source of this 2987-nucleotide messenger RNA. RefSeq names its product BSD domain containing 1 (gene BSDC1). The record is from RefSeq and is a predicted model, not a curated record. Gene Ontology annotation, cellular component: cytoplasm. Bases 57 to 1388 code for a protein of 443 amino acids. The transcript is spliced from 11 exons. NCBI's taxonomy places the organism in Eukaryota, Metazoa, Chordata, Aves, Passeriformes, Hirundinidae.